AUGGGUGAUAAGAAUGGACAAGUAGUAGCUGGUGGUAAUGGCCAAGGAAAUCGAUUGGAUCAAUUGAAUCAUCCAACCGAUGUGUUGAUUGACAAAGAGACGGAUAGUCUCAUUAUUUGUGAUCGUUGGAAUGAACGAGUCGUACGAUGGUCUCGUUGUAGUGGCACAACUCAAGGAGAAAUCCUCAUCGACAACAUCGAUUGUGAAGGAUUGGCCAUGGAUGAUCAGAGAUAUCUCUACAUCUCUGACAUUGAAAAACAUGAAGUAAAACGAUAUCAAAUAGGAGAAAAGAAUGGAACUAUUGUAGCUGGUGGCAAUGGCAAAGGUGCUGGUCUCAAUCAACUCAACUAUCCGACCUACAUCUUUGUCGAUCAACGACAGACUGUCUACGUGUCAGACUACAGCAAUCAUCGUGUAAUGAAAUGGAAUAAAGGUGCAAAAGAAGGAAUUGUCGUCGCUGGAGGUCAAGGCAAAGGGAAUAUUCUGACACAAUUAUCGUAUCCUGAAGGACUAUUCGUCGAUACAUUGGGUACCAUCUAUGUGGCA
Molecule: messenger RNA, 546 nt
Organism: Rotaria sordida
Lineage: Eukaryota; Metazoa; Rotifera; Eurotatoria; Philodinida; Philodinidae
Source: the annotation of a GenBank genome assembly